ACGGUAGCAUUCCGGGCCAGGCGCGGUGACUCACGCCUGUAAUCCCAGCACUUUGGGAGGCCGAGGCGGGUGGAUCACGAGGUCAGUAGAUCGAGACCAUCCUGGCCAACAUGGUGAAACCUCAUCUCUACUAAAAAUACAAAAAUUAACUGAGCGUCGUGGAGCGCGCCACAGUCCCAGUUACUUGGGAGGCUGAGGCAGGAGAGCUGCUUGAACCUGGGAGGCAGAGGUUGCAGUGAGCCGAGAUCGUGCCACUGCACUCCAGUCUGGGCCACAGAGCAAGACUCUGUCUCAAAAACAACAACAACAACAACAACAAAAAACGGUAGCAUUCUGCAGGGGAGGAAAAGUAGAAAAGUAGAAUCUUUCCUCACCCAUUGCUGGGUUCAUGGCUAGGACACUUAUAACAAAAGACAGGUCAACAAGAGAAAAGCACACGAAUUUAUUUCAUGUAAAUUUUACAUGACACAGGGGCCUUCAGAAAUGAAGACCCAAAGAAAUGGGGACAUGUAUUUUUAUGCGUUGGUUUCAUGAAGAGUGGGCAUCGUGGAGAAGUGAUUGGCUAAAGGGGGAAGGGGUAAUAAACCGGGGAGAGUCAGCCAGCCUGUUCAGAUUCUUCUCUCUGUCCCUGUGUCUUCAGAGGUAAGGAUGGGUCUUAUGGCCUCAUGGCCCUACUUCAGGGGGUUCGGGCAAAGGGAAGGUGAGUGAGGCCUUCCUGCUUUUGCUGUUUUCUUAAAUGCCAAGGUGCCAUAUUUUGGGGUGGCAUGUCCUGAACCCUGGCAGUUUGUUCAAUAAACAAACACAGAGUGUGUGGCAGGUAUGCCUGUCCCCUGGAUGGGAGGCUUUAGGCAGGCUUUAGCUCCUCAGAAUGACCCCCUCUGCCCCCCAGCUGCCUCAUGGCCCAAGGUCCUGCUGAUGCGACUGACUAUACCACCCCAGCCUGCCGGCUUUGGGUGGCCUGAGGGUCAUAGCUUGCCAGGUAAUUUUCCAGACAGUCUGAGGCUCAGAGUUGACUUCCCUGAUAAGAUGCCACACAUACCUCUCAUGAGAGUGUGAUUUAUUAACAAGGUGCAUGGCUCCAGCGCUCUGGGGAACCACCCAAGGCAGCCUGCUCUAAGGUGGAGCACGUACCUGGCGCUAGCCAUCCCUUAGCCGAGCAGUCACUGAUUGUGGCCUUGAUCUGGGGUCUUGGGAGGGGCUUAGCCCACAGGUUGAGGGUCAGGGCACUCACAAGGCUCCAAACCCACCAGGCCCUUGCCAUCUAAAGUAGGAUCCACUUGGCCAGGUGCGGUGGCUUAUGCCUGUAAUCUCAGCACCUGGGGAUGCUGAGAUGGGAGGAUUGCUUGAGGUCAGAAGUUUGAGACCAGCCUGGGCCACAUAGCUAGACCUGUCUUCACAAUAUCAAAACUAUUAGCUAGGCAUGGUGGGGUGCACCUGUGGUCCCAGCUACUCAGGAGGCUGAGGUGGGAGGAUCACUUGAGCUAGGGAGUUUCAGGUUGUAGUGAGCCAUGAUCACACCACUGCACUCUAGCCUGAAUGACAGCGAGACCCUGUCUCAAAAAAAAAAAAAAAAAGUCCACAUAUCUCAGGUAGGGCCUCAGGCUUUCUGAGUCAAUCUGCAUUUUAACAAGAUCCCCAGGAGAUUUGAGAGUAUGUUGCAAUGUGAGUGAGAAGCACUAGGUUAGAGUAAGCCACCUUCCCUCCAUGAGCCUCAGUUUUCCUAACCGAAAUAAAUAUUGAGCGGCUAGAAUACCUUUGGCUUCUUUUCCAGUGCUAACACAUUGGGAGCUAGACCUUUGGAGUGACCGUCUGUAGGGCUACUUGCAUUUUGUGGCAGUUCUGGGAAAGUGGAAUUCCCAGAAAUUCCAGUGGGAAAGGCUGGAGGGACCAUCAGCUCCUCUCUUCUUCUGUCUGCUUUACCCCUCCUCUCUAUUGGAGGUGCACAAUUUCCCAGGCCCUGGGAUACAGCAAAUGCAAUUCAAUCUGCUUCAGCAACACAGAUUGAGUUCCUUCUGUGUGCCAGGGUCUGCUGCAGCGAAUCUCCAGCCUGGCUGUACAUUAGAAUCACCUGCGUUGCUCUGUAAACUCCCGAUGCCUGGGUUCCACCCUAGGCCAGUGGAACCGGAGUCUUUGGGGGCGGGGCUGGACAUAGGUAUUUAUUAACAUGCUUGAACCAUUACAAUGCACGGCCAGCUUGAGAUUGGUCAGAAGUGAGAAAGAAGGCUACCGUAAGACCUACCCAGGCCAGUCCCCCAUUCCUGUUUCCUUCUCUUAGGCCGGCCAGCUCCAGCAGGUCAGGCUGCGAGUCAGGAGAAAUCACUGGGAAAUCCCCUGGAUAUAGUAACACAUGACAGCACCAUUGAAUUAAUCAUCAACUUUGUAACGUGAUCUCUGGCCCAUAAAAAGCAGACCUGCUGAAUCUUUGGUAACCUGUCCACUGGCCUUCUCCAGACAGUUCCUUCUAGACCUGGGGGCCUGUGCCUGAGGACCUUAGACUGAUGGGUGCCCAGCUCUGCUUCGAGGCCAACGCCAAGGCGCCCCGAGAGGCACUUCGCUUCCAUGCCGAGGCCAAGGGCGCACAGGUGCGUCUGGACACGCGUGGCUGCAUCGCGCACAGGCGCGCCACGUUCCACGACGGCAUCGUGUUCAGCCAGCGGCCGGUGCGCCCGGGCGAGCGUGUGGCGCUGCGAGUGCUGCGGGAGGAGAGCGGCUGGUGCGGCGGCCUCCGCGUGGGCUUCACGCGCCUGGACCCCGCGUGCGUGUCCGUGCCCAGCCUGCCGCCCUUCGUGUGCCCCGACCUGGAGGAGCAGAGCCCGACGUGGGCGGCCGUGCUGCCUGAGGGCUGCGCGCUCACAGGGGACGUGGUCCGCUUCUGGGUGGACCGCCGCGGCCGCCUCUUCGCCAAGGUCAACGCUGGCUGCCGGCUCCUGCUGCGUGAGGGCGUGCCCGUCGGCACCCCGCUCUGGGCCGUGAUGGACGUGUACGGGACCACUAAGGCCAUCGAGCUGCUGGAUCCCACAGCCAGCCGGCUCCCAACAGCCAUGCCAUGGGACCUCAGUGACAAGGCUGUGCCUGAGCCCAAAGCCACACCAGGAGAGGAGUGUGCCAUCUGCUUCUAUCACGCUGCCAACACCUGCCUUGUGCCCUGCGGCCACACAUACUUCUGCAGAUACUGUGCCUGGCGGGUCUUCAGCGACACGGCCAAGUGCCCUGUGUGCCGCUGGCAGAUAGAGGCGGUAGCCCCUGCGCAGGGCCCUCCUGCUCUCAGGGUUGAGGAAGGCUCAUGAGAGGAGGCUUCCCAGUAUGAGUGGCAGCCCGGGCCUAGAUCUGAGUCCGGCCCCUGCAGAGGAAGGAGGCGCAGCCCUACCUUCUUUCUGGGGAAGAGUCAGAAGGGCUGAUUAGCAAGAGGUGCGGCAGAGAGAGGAAGGCAGGGAGGUGCUGUCUGCUGCCUCCACCCGUUCCCUGACAGGAUAGCAAGGAAAAACCCCUUUCUGUCCAUGCCAGAACUAUCCUUCUGAUGGGGUGCUUUGUUUAGAGAUGGGGUGGCCCAAUCCCCAAUCAGUUUUACAGCUGAGGGAGUUCAGGUAUCUGUUGUGUCUGGUGAAGCCCUGUACCUCCUGGGUAUUGAAGAACCUGGACUCGAAGCAGGAGGUAUCUGCAUGGAAUGUAUAAAGUUCCACGUGGAAGCUGGGUUGCCUCCCACAAGUCCCCAGUAGAGUGGAUCUGUAGUUACCCGCCCUGCCUCCCUUUCAGGGUGGUCACGAGGUCCCAGUGAGACCAUGAGUCUGAAGAUGAUUUAAAACAUGAAAGUGUAUUGUUGUCACUGUGGUAAUUUCCUUGCCAGUUUCUGAGAUAUCAAAAUAAAGUUUGUGUUUCCUGAA
Molecule: messenger RNA, 3881 nt
Organism: Pongo pygmaeus (Bornean orangutan)
Lineage: Eukaryota; Metazoa; Chordata; Mammalia; Primates; Hominidae
Gene: NEURL3
Product: neuralized E3 ubiquitin protein ligase 3
Exons: 4
Coding region: 2499-3287 (262 amino acids)
Source: RefSeq, a predicted model, not a curated record